Molecule: messenger RNA, 584 nt
Organism: Salvelinus namaycush (lake trout)
Lineage: Eukaryota; Metazoa; Chordata; Actinopteri; Salmoniformes; Salmonidae
Product: hepcidin-like
Exons: 3
Coding region: 98-364 (88 amino acids)
Biological process (GO): defense response to bacterium; intracellular iron ion homeostasis
Cellular component (GO): extracellular region
Source: RefSeq, a predicted model, not a curated record
UGAAGAGUUCUGGUCUUCUUCAUAUACUGUCACUACAAUUUCAACUGAUUUCAACAGGACUUUUAAAUAGGCUAUAAUCUUCCUAACAAAACCGAGAAUGAAGGCCUGUAGUGUUGCAGUUGCAGUGGUACUCGUCCUUGCGUGUAUGUUCAUCCUUGAAAGCACCACUGUUCCUUUCUCCGAGGUGCGAACAGACGAGGUUGGAAGCAUUGACAGUCCAGUUGGGGAACAUCAACAGCCUGGCGGCGAGUCCAUGCGUCUGCCGGAGCAUUUCAGGUUCAAGCGUCAGAGCCACCUCUCGCUGUGUCGUUGGUGCUGCAACUGCUGUCACAACAAGGGCUGUGGCUUCUGCUGCAAAUUCUGAGGACCUGCCUGCAAUAAAACCAUCUUAUUAACUUAUUGCCUUUAAUUGCCCCCCUCUUCUUCUACAUUUCCUUUGGACUCUGUGGAGAAGAUGCAGUUUCAUUGAUGUCUUUCUCACUGCAACCUCAGUCUUGUACAUAAAUGUUUUGUAUCAUGUUGUAUAACAUGUUGUAUAGCCUAGUGACACAGGAAAAAGACAUCGCUAAGUGAAAUAAGUGAGG